GGACCGGGCUGACGGGGGUGCUUGCCGGGGCCCGCCAUGAGCCAGCCAGCGGGGAGGGGCAGCGCCGCCCUGGAGGUGAGAUUCGUGCCCGACGAGGACGUCCUGAAGCACAUCGCUGACGACGCAGGUGUUAAAGUUCGGAAGGAUAAGACUCAACUGACAGUCAAUGCAAAAAAAUUUGUGAAAACACUUGAAAACAUCUCAGAUGAUGAAGCUCAGGAGAUCCUGGAAGAGAAGUCUUACGUUGCUGUUCUUGGAAUAUGUGCCCAAGAUACAAUGGGAAAUGGCUCAGGUGUAGGUGGUGGUGAAGUUUACUCAUUCCAGACUCCAAAACGCUCCGGCAAAAUGGCAGAGCUGGCCUCUGAAUUAGCCCGGACACCAGGACAGAGUGUGGCUCCUGAUCGCACUGAGUGCCCUGAGAAGACUGUCAAAUCCCCUCAAAGCAGCAAACAUUUGAAUUCAAACAAAGUGCAGCAGAAGAGUAAAAAGAAUGAAUUUGUGUCCACCACACCUUACAGACUCAGGAGGAGGCUAGCAGCUCCAGACACUCAUUUAGAAAGUGAGAGUGAAUAUUCUGCUUCCUGCUCGGAGGAGGAGGAGGAGGAGGAAGAGGAGGAACAGAAAGAAGCCAACACUGUUGUAUCAGGCCGAAAGACCCCUGCAAAAACUAAGACUGCAUCUACACCUCUUCUCAAAAAAACCUUAUCCAAAAAAAUGAAGGAUGACAAGAUGAGCAACCUGGUGGAGGAAUACUUUGAAGCGCACAGUAGUUCCAAAGUGCUCACCUCGGACCGAACCCUGCAGAAACUGCAGAGAAGAAGGCUAAAUCAGGAAACACUGCGCGACCUCUUGAAAAAAGCUCCCCUUGCCUUUGCUGCUGAAAUCAAAGAGCUGAACCAACAGCAUGAGUCUCUGUUUUCCAAGUGGAUGCUGCAGUUACACUUGGGUUUCAAUAUCAUGCUCUAUGGACUGGGCUCAAAGCGGGAUUUGCUGGAAAAGUUUCGUACCUCUGUGCUCCGGGAUUCUGUUCACCUUGUGGUUAAUGGAUACUUCCCCAGCAUCACUGUGAGAUCAAUUUUGAACUCCAUCACAGAGGAAGUACUGGAGCAUAUUGGGACAUUCCGUAGCCCCCUUGACCAACUUGAAUUCAUCAUGAAAAGGUUUAAAGAAGAUUCCUCUUUAGAGCUCUAUGUCCUCAUUCAUAACCUGGACAGCCAGAUGUUGAGAGGAGAAAGAAGUCAGCAGAUCCUUGCACAGUUAUCUUCUCUGCCUAGCAUUUACCUCAUUGCCUCUAUCGAUCACAUCAAUGCUCCUCUGAUGUGGGAUCAGGCAAAGCAAAGCCUCUACAACUGGCUUUGGUAUGAAACAACCACAUUUAGUCCUUAUGUGGAAGAAACCUCCUACGAGAACUCGCUUUUAGUACAGCAGUCUGGAUCUUUGGCUUUGAGCUCCUUAACACACGUCCUGCGCAGUCUCACUCCCAAUGCCAGGGGGAUAUUCAGAUUGCUUGCACAGUACCAGCUGGAAAACAAGGACAACCCAUGUUACCCAGGGCUCUCUUUCCAAGACUUCUACCAGCAGUGUCGGGAGGCAUUCCUCGUGAACAGUGACCUAACACUGAGGGCACAGCUGACAGAAUUCAGGGACCACAAGCUCAUCCGGACCAAGCGGGGACCUGAUGGUGUGGAAUACUUAUUAAUUCCUGUAGAUGACAGUACCUUGACUGACUUCUUAGAGAAAGAAGAUGAAGAUGUAUAAUGUCUCUCUGUUCCCAAAGCAUCUAUGGCAACUGCUUUCAAGGGCUGCUGGAGAGGGACCUAUACUCAGAUCUCUCUCCCUCCAACCCCAAAGCUGCUGGACUGCUUACUGAAAUGUAAUUAUUUUUUCAUGGUCAUUGUUCAGCUACUUCAGAUAGUUCAGAACAAUGAUUUCUGUAAGCAGGGCAUCUCUUGCUCUGUAGUUAGAUUUGUCUGCUUUGUCUGUUAGCUCAGAUGAGGCCUUCUUCAUAUCUAUGCAGCCAACCUUACAGUCAAGAAAAUUCAGUAAGAUUGUGCCAUCUGCUCAUUGCUUCACCGGACAUGAGGGUUUUGCUGGAGGAGUUCACCUGGGAAGUGCAAACCACUAGAUGGUCAGAGCUUUAUUUUGUAUUAGUGAUGCAACUUUUCAUGGCUGAGUGCUUUCCAGUACUCUCUGUACCAAUUAGACAAGACUGGAUUCCAGCGUAUGAAGAAGUCAAGAUUUACAGUGCUAAGAGGCCUGUCUUGACUGCACAAGGAAAGGAGACUAGCAGUAGGUGUGGGAUAUUGUGGGUAACUUAUUAAAUUCUGGUAAUAGAACUGAAAGUCUUUCCCCAAACCCAUAUCCUUUUACAGGAGAACACAGAAGACAUAGGUAAUAGAAAUUGUGAUGGGCUUGAAUCAUUGCCUCUGGGUGAGAGUGAGAGGAUCCAUUUUGUUUUAUCUACUUUCCAACUUGAUAUCCAGGACUGUAAAGAGGCUGUGGAGUUGAUUUAUUUUUAAAAAGCUUGCUUGCAUACAUGUAUUUUUUUACAUCAGGAAUGUCCUCUGAUCCUGGAGGAGGCCUUAAAUAACAGUUAUAAGCACUCCCUUUUGGUAGCCCUUAGAGGCUGGGAGACUGCUGAAGUUUCACAGCUUUUCUUCACUGUGUUUCUCAGGUAUGGGAGUAAGCCCUACAGUUCCAUCAACUGUAGUCUGCCAGCCAGACUUCAGGGACACUUGAACUCUGUGUGUCUAAUAUUUGGUAGCUGUGUUACAGCUCAAUGUUGUAAUAGCUUAAAUCAAUCAAAUAAAGUACUUUAUUAAUUUUCA
Molecule: messenger RNA, 2828 nt
Organism: Rhea pennata
Lineage: Eukaryota; Metazoa; Chordata; Aves; Rheiformes; Rheidae
Gene: ORC2
Product: origin recognition complex subunit 2
Exons: 16
Coding region: 37-1758 (573 amino acids)
Biological process (GO): DNA replication
Cellular component (GO): nuclear origin of replication recognition complex; nucleus
Molecular function (GO): DNA replication origin binding
Source: RefSeq, a predicted model, not a curated record